CAUUGUUGAUUACGAGCCACUGUUCCAAGUUUUAUUAUUCAUUAACGUUUCGUAUAUAAUACCUCCCUUCAAAUAUUAAAAAAAUAAUAGAAAUAAAUUUCUGCAUUACUGUACGCUAAUAUUAACAAAUAUCCCUUAAGUAUUAAACAAAGUUGAUUGAUACAAAAAAAGGUGAAAGUCGUGAAAAAUUGCUAUAUAAUUUUAAGAUGGAAAAGCCUUCAAAAAAAGUGUUGUGUGUUGGUCUGUGUUGUUUAGACAUCGUUAUGGUGUGUAAGUCAUAUCCAUUAGAGGACAGUGACCAGAGAUGUAUUUCACAUAAAUGGCAAAGAGGAGGAAAUGCUUCUAACAGUAGUACAAUCUUUUCAGUAUUUGGUGUCCCAUGUGAAAUUCUGGGAACUAUGAGCAAAGAUAUUGGAGGCCAAUUUAUGAAGAAAGAUUUUGAGAUUUAUAACAUAUGUACUGAUAACUGCUCAUUUUAUGAACAGUAUGAGAGCCCUGUAUCAGUGGUGUGGAUAAACUCACAAAAUGGAUCAAGAACAAUUGUUCACUCAAACAAGAAUAUGCCAGAAGUUGCAUUUGAUAGUUUUAAAGUUUUAGAUCUAAAAAACUAUCAAUGGAUGCAUUUUGAGUGCAGGCCUUGUACAGAUGACAUGAAAUCUAUGAUCCAGUAUAUUAGAUUGUGGAAUGAUAAAAGUGAAGUAGAAGAUAAAAUAAAAGUUUCUGUUGAAAUUGAGAAACCUCGCCUUGAACUCAUGGAAAUUCUUGGACUAGGUGAUGUCACUUUUAUUUCAAAAGAUUUUGCUUCUGCCUGUGGUUAUACGGACAUGGUAUCUGCAGUUGAAAAUUUGAGCUCCAGGAUUAGACCCGAAAGUAUUAUAAUUUGUGCUUGGGGAGACAAAGGAGCAUCUGCAAAGGUUGCUGGUGGUUCAUUAUAUACAUCAAAAGCAUAUUCUCCUAUAGAAAUUGUAAAUACUUUAGGAGCUGGAGAUACUUUUGUAGCUGCAACGAUUAUGGGCUUUAUGAAUGGUAAAAAUAUUUCUGAUGCCAUUACUAUAGGUUGUCAAGUAGCUGGAGCAAAAUGUGGUAUGCAUGAUGCACAGGAAUUAGCAAAAUUAUUUCCUGAUUUGGUUUGGGCUGAAAGCUGAGUUUCACACAAAUGUUUAUGACUUCAUAUUUUUAUGCUUUUGUUAUGUAGCUUCAAUGUGUAUAAAGUCCAUAAAUUAUGGCACCACA
Messenger RNA from Stegodyphus dumicola, 1233 nucleotides. Its product is annotated as ketohexokinase-like. Lineage: Eukaryota; Metazoa; Arthropoda; Arachnida; Araneae; Eresidae. Gene Ontology annotation, biological process: fructose metabolic process. Gene Ontology annotation, molecular function: ketohexokinase activity. The record is from RefSeq and is a predicted model, not a curated record.